UCCCUGCGGCUCUUUGGAACUAACAACUGGGUUGUAUUUACUUUUGUCUGAGCAUCUUGGGUCACUCGAUACAACCGGUCUUUUAAAAUGGCAAAAUAGGGAUAGGAGAGCGGAAGGGCUGGUCGGAGAGGCUGGCCAUCGAUGGUGCGGACCUGCUGGAACGCAUGUUUUAGCGUCUCAUCCUGAGACUGCUCCAGGGGAAAGUCAUCAUGGUCAGAGAGAGUUAGUCUCCCGAUUCCACUCGGUUCCCUUGAAGCCGGCCUCAGCGGUCCUGGCUCAGUUUCCCCCACCUGCACCCGCGCGGUCCCCUUCCGUGCCAUAUUUCCCCAAGAGGCAUCCGCACAUAACGACCCCAAUAAAACUGUAAACGCGGGCCAAUUCGUCCCCAAAAUUACUGGAUGCCGGAGGUGGGGACUAACCGCCACCUCCACACUAUGUUUUUGUCCCCGAAAUUGAAUCAAAAUUGGGACGACCGGAUAUUCCACCACAUCCCCGUGUACACACCGCACCUUAACCACGCGGCUUGUAUCCAAUGCCCCCGGUUGAACCAGGCUUUGAUGGAUUGAGGUUUGGUUGCAUCCUGAAUCCACCAAGGCCGGGUAUGUACCCCCCUUGAUACUCACGGGAAUUUGGUACUCGCCAGCCUGACCGGGGUUGGCCCGUGGGUCCGGGUCCCCGCAACGCCAACAGGCCAGCCCAGACCUACCCACCGCCCCAAUGGCAGGGAGUGGAGAGGGGAAUUGGCGUGGAGAGAGCAGAGAGACGGAAGUACUGUCCCCUCCCGCACCCCCGAGGCCCGCCCCCCUGGGCGGGGCCCUUGUAUAUGCGAAACGGCCUUGGUCCGUCCCGCUCCGCCCCUGGGGCGGGACACGAGGAGGGCCAGGUGGACGGGACCUAGGGAGAGGGACAGGGCGAGAGAGAGAAGGGGGAGAGAGAGAAGGGGAGAGAGAGUUAGUAGGUGGGGGUGUGCCGACCCCUGGGCACGCCACCAUGUGGUCCUCCGCCAGGUGGAUGGCCGAUUCCAGCGGCGCAGGGCGGUGGCACUGGAACCACUCGGCCGUCUUCUUGGGGAGCCGAGUGAUGAACUGCUCCAGCACCACCAGAUCGAUGACACGCUCCACGUCGCUUCCCUCGGCCAGUAGCCACUUGCGGCAGGAGUCCCGGAGCUGUUGGGCCAACGCGAAGGGUAGGCCGGCCUCGCCCAAGUCCAGGGAGCGGAAGCGCUGGAGGAUGGCCCUCUUCAGAUCGUCGAAGACCAGGAGGUUCGCCACUGGCAGUUGUUGUGCGGCCACCUGGGCCUCGCCAGAGAGCAGGGGAAUAAGGCGCACCGGCCACUGCUCACGGGGCCACCCACAGGCCUCAGCCGCCUUUUCAAAAAGUUCCAGGAAGGCCUCCGGAUCAUCCUGGGCCCCCAUCUUGUGCAGUGGCAGGUGCAUGGCGGGCGGUCUCAGCACGAACCUCCCGAUCGAACCAGCCCCGGAACCUCUCGCGGUCCUCCUGCUGGGCCUGGACGAUGGCCUGGAACCGUCGCUCCUGGUCGGUCCUCAGAUCCAGCAGCGCCUGGUGUUGCUCGCGGUGGAGGACCGCGAGGGACGAAAUGAUGUCCGCAAGCGGCGUCGGUCCGUCUUCCUUCCCGGGUUUCGGCACCAGUGUUGUUAGCUUGAAUGGGUAAGGAAGAGGACAAGGGGUCGGCUGGACUGCUGACGUAUAUUUAUUAACAGAAAUUAAACAAACGUUUUCAAACACCAUAUGGUGACUUCUAUUUUGCUGCGUUCACUCGGUGCUUUCGCUUUCCGGCUUCCGGUCUCGACUCCCGUCAGCAGUCCCACUCUCUCUCCCUUGCUUCCGUCUCUCCUGGCGUUUUAUACCCUCUCCACGCCAACUACUAGAACAAGAAACAGGUGAUAAUAAUUUCUGCCCAAACCACUCACUUACCGCUCGUCUCCUGAUCCUCUCUCCUGCUGCAAACUUCGCUAAACCACGCCCCCCCUGCCACAGUCACGUUUAUUGAUUUGUUGUGGUGGAGCUGUCCUGUCUACACCUAUUCUGCUCAAUACUUUACUUUAGAGAAGUGCCUACAUCUGAUCUGUUUGAACACUCCAGUAUAACAUUUUCACCGUACAAACCCGAAGUUGCUUAAAGUAGUAAUUUAGUUACAUUUUCAGUUAACUUCAGUUUAAGUUUAUUUGAUAGUGUUUUUCACAAUACAAAUCAUUGCAAAGCGACUUUACAGAAAAUUACGUUUCUAAAAUAUAUUUAGUAAGAGCUUAUCAGUGGUGACUGUCAGUUAAUGUACAUAUGGCAGAAACAUGUAGGCAAAGAAGGUACCUCUUAAAGGGAUUGGAUCAGCUCUCACAUGUAGUGUAAUCGUAUUGACCUUACUCACACUCCUGUCUGAUACUGUGACUGAGCUCCUCCCUAAAGUGUGACAGGGACAUGGAAUCAUGCCGUUGGUGUGUGAGCGUGAGAACUGUGGAAGGUGUGGCACUUCUGUAUAUGUAUGUCUGUGUGUGUGUGUGUGUGUGUGUGAGAGAGAGAGAGAGAGAGAGAGAGAGAGAGAG
Molecule: messenger RNA, 2561 nt
Organism: Carassius auratus (goldfish)
Lineage: Eukaryota; Metazoa; Chordata; Actinopteri; Cypriniformes; Cyprinidae
Exons: 2
Coding region: 718-1659 (313 amino acids)
Source: RefSeq, a predicted model, not a curated record